Poecilia reticulata (guppy) is the source of this 1261-nucleotide messenger RNA. It is a transcript of the gene sumf2, whose product is annotated as sulfatase modifying factor 2. Gene Ontology annotation, cellular component: endoplasmic reticulum. NCBI's taxonomy places the organism in Eukaryota, Metazoa, Chordata, Actinopteri, Cyprinodontiformes, Poeciliidae. The record is from RefSeq and is a predicted model, not a curated record.
AGGAACAAUGCAACAAAAUAAAAUUUAAAAGCUUUUGGAAAUAAACCCGUGUUUAUUAGUGAAAUGUUAAAGUUUCAUGAUAGUUUUUAAGUUUAGCCUCAGCUCGCGGACAGAAACUGUAAAAAUGGACGUUAGAACCGUUUUCUGGUUAAUUGCUGUUUUACUACCAGAGUUCGCCGCUGGGGAGAUGGUGAACAUCCCCGCAGGAAGGCUGGAGAUGGGAACCAGAGCAGCGGACAGCAGGGACGGAGAGUCCCCGGUCAGGGCGGUGGAGGUGCUGCCGUUCAGAAUAGACAAAUAUCCGGUCACUAAUUCAAUGUUCAGAGACUUUGUGCGAACAGAGAAGUAUAAAACCGAGGCUGAGACAUUUGGAUGGAGUUUUGUGUUUCAGGACUUUGUUUCAGAAGAACUGAAGAGCAAAGUGACACAGAGGAUAGAGUCUGCCCCCUGGUGGCUGCCCAUAGAACGAGCCUUUUGGAGACAGCCUUCAGGGCCCAGUUCAGGUAUUCUGGAGCGUUUGGACUUCCCGGUGGUUCAUGUGAGCUGGAAUGAUGCGCAGGAGUUCUGCAAGUGGAAAGGCCACAGACUGCCCACAGAGGAGGAGUGGGAGUGGGCGGCUCGAGGAGGACUGCAGGGUCGGACGUAUCCGUGGGGAAACAAGUUCCAGCCUAACAGGACCAACCUGUGGCAGGGACAGUUUCCAGACGGAGACACUGCGGAGGACGGAUAUCACGGCAUCUCGUCUGUCACUGCUUUUCCUCCUCAGAACAGUUACGGACUGUACGACAUGAUGGGAAACACGUGGGAGUGGACGUCCACACGCUUCCCGGCAGCUCAGCCCACCUACGUUUUACGCGGCGCCUCUUGGAUCGACACAGCGGACGGCUCAGCCAAUCACAAGGCUCGGAUCACAACCAGGAUGGGUAACACCCCAGACUCCGCCUCCGACAACCUGAGCUUCAGGUGUGCAGCCAGUUUGGGACAGAAAGAGAAAGCUGAACUUUAGCAACAAACUGUUUAUUGUUAAUUAUUUUGAUUUAGAGUAAAUGGAAGGAAUGAUUUAAAUUCAGGGCUGACAGGGAGGAAGUGGAUUUCUUUUCACUGUUUUUGGAAGAAGUCCAGUUGUUUUGUGUCGACGCACCGAGGGCCACCAUGACGGGACCCCAGGAAGUCUGAACACUUGAGAAGCAACUAUGAUCUCUCCUAUGGAGAAACUUCUUUCUACACUCAAAUUCAACAAAUAAACACUUAAGAAAUAAAA